GGCUCCCUGACUGAUAGCCGGGAAUACAGCAGGUAGGAAGGCAGAGGCGGAGGCGGGCUGUUUCAGAAGUGCUGCUUAACCACAGAAGACAGACGUGCCAGAAAGAAAUACGUUACAGACGUUCGCCCACGUGUGCUGUUAUGAAAAUUGUGCCACGAAACUAAAGUAUCAGACAAGUAGAAUCAGUCAAACUACAAGGCGCGGAAAGCCAUCGGACUGGGCGGAAAGGCGAAAUCUGGGAUAGCGGACUCGGAAUCCCAGUCAAUCGAGACAGAGGAUAUGGGAACCCUUUAAGUGGACUAUUACAGGCCUGGCAUGCAACACUGACUUUUGUUUUUAAUCUGUGAAUAUACUAGUAGUGGACUCAUUUUUCUGCUGGUGAGAGAGAAGGAAGCCAAUAGUCACCAUGCUGCAGCAAAUCUUGGCUGAUAUGUAUAUUGAUCCUGACCUUCUGGCUGAACUCAGUGAAGAGCAAAAGCAAAUCCUUUUUUUCAAAAUGAGACAGGAACAAAUUCGGAGAUGGAAGGAGAAGGAGCCGUUACUUGAAAAAGAAGAUGCACUGAGGACAAAAUCAAAGAAAGCAAAUGGAAAGGCAGUAAAUUGGCUCUUGGGAUCAGAUUCCGAUGUCUGGGUUUGGGUAAUGGGAGAACAUUCCAAGGACAAACCCUAUGACCAGAUCUGUGAUGAAAUUAUUACAGAACGAGCUCGACAACAAGCUCAGAAGGAAGCAGAAGAAAUCCGGAAGAAAAACGAGGAAGAACUUGUUAAAAGAUUUUCAAAUGCCCAUCUGCUGGAAACCCAAAUUGAAGUGUUUGACACCUGGAAGAAGAAAGAAGAAGAAGAAAAAAAGGCAGCUUUUGAAGAGCAAGCCAGACAGGCAGCAGCCGCUGAUCAACAGAGAAUUGAGCAGGAGCUGAAGAAAAGAGAGGAGGAAGAGAGAAGAAAACAUGAGGAAGAACUGAAACGCUUAGAGGAAGAAAGGACCAUGGAAAUAUAUACAACACUAAAGGAAGUUCAAGAAAAUGUCCAGAAGCAAGAAAAAGAAGAUCCUGAGUGGCAAGAAACAUUAAGGAAAUCAAAGGCAGCUGAUGAGAGGAGAAAGUCCAUUGCAAAGCAAGCUAGAGACGACUACAAACGGCAUUCCCUUAAGGCCAUUGAAAGAGGCAGAGUUGCAGCCCUGUCCAAAGAAUAUGCAGGAGGACAAACCGCUAAGCCUUCUCUGCCUCUAAAACCAGCACAGAAAAAUACAGUCAGUCAAGGACUUGGAAGGAAAGGGGGAAUCCGGAGAACGGCCUCCACAUCAACCAAAGAGAGCAUUAUAAAAUGGUUCAAGGAAGACCAGAUUCCUCGUCGAGCUGGUUUUGAAAAAAACAGUGACAAAGUAGCAGUUUGGUUCCAUGGAAUCAUUACAAGACAGAAAUCAGAGGAUCUACUCAGUACUAAAGGCCCAGGACAUUUUCUCAUCAGGGUUAGUGAAAAGAUUAUGGGAUAUGUGCUUUCUUAUCACUGCCAAAAAUCCUACAAGCACUUUCUCAUCGAUGCCUCAGAAACGUACAGCUUUCUAGGAGUGGAUCAGCUGCAGCAUGCCUCUCUGGUUGAUCUUGUCGACUACCAUAAGGUAGAAGUCAUUUCUAUGGCAGGGAAGGAGCAGCUUGUUGAGCCAUGCGGACAGACUGCAGGCGGGGUGGAUUACUACGAACUUUUCAAUUGAUAUCCACUUUGUUAAGGCUUACCUUGAUCAAGUAUUUAUGUAUAGUUUGGACAUUCAAGUCCAUAAAUUAGAAAUGUGUUUUUUAAAAAAGAAAAACCUAAUUGAGAGGUACUGUCAUCAUGUUGUACUAAGUUUACUGUGCAUUUAUUUUAUGUUGGUUAUUAAACUUUAUCGUUCAUAUGUAAUAAAUGUAAUUGGUGGUGCUCA
Messenger RNA from Polypterus senegalus (gray bichir), 1918 nucleotides. RefSeq names its product SH2 domain containing 4A (gene sh2d4a). Gene Ontology annotation, cellular component: cytoplasm. Bases 407 to 1711 code for a protein of 434 amino acids. Lineage: Eukaryota; Metazoa; Chordata; Cladistia; Polypteriformes; Polypteridae. The record is from RefSeq and is a predicted model, not a curated record. The transcript has 9 exons.